CCGGGCAGUCCGGUUUGCGCACAGAGACCUUCCAAGCGAUGUCUUCUUAAAUCCGGAUUCGGCUUCACAUCUUGCUGGAUCGGGAUCAAACAACGAAGCAAGCAAAUGAUAUAAUUUUUAGAAAGCACUCCAUUUCAAAGGAAAGAAGUUUUAAAAUCCCACAAAGCGCACCACCCUCAGUAUAAAUAAUUUUUUUCGCGAGGAAAAUGCCUUCGCGGGGCACGUCCCAACGGCGUGGCAACCCCUGGUCUCUCGUUUCAAGGCGCUAGGCAGCGCUGAGGACUGGGAGGGAAUGUUAAUUCCUUCGUAGCCGAGUGGAUUUCUGAUUUGUUUAUUUAAAAAAUACUAAUAGCGAGCGCGCACACAUCUCUUUCUCUGCUUGUCUGGACAGUUUUUUUGCACUGCAAUGCACUGAUGCCAUUGCAGCAGGAAAGACCCUUUUGAAAUCUCUCUCGUUUCGCUAAAGGAGCCCCCACCGCCGAGGACUUCUCCAGACAAGGCUGCAGUUCGCCUUCCCCGGCUGGAGAUCCAAGGGCGUCCAGCUGCCGAUCGUGGGAUCUCCACCUCGGGACUGCAAUGAGAUUUGAAGAGCUCAAGGCAAAAUCUUCUGGGCUCCUCACACUCCAGUCACGGGAAAAGAUCUAAAUCUGUUUCAUAAAGACUGCGGUUUGGUUGAUUGUCAAGAUGAUCGCCUGCUGGGAAACCUGUGUCUUGGUAGCCAUAUUCCUGCCUGUGGCUACUCCGAUUCAUUCAGACUGUUUCAUCAGGAAGGAGCAAGAGGCCUGCUUGGAGACCAUACGGAAGCUGAACGCCUUAAUGCCACUGAACGAAUCGGCUCCAGGAUGCCCAGGGAUGUGGGAUAACAUUACCUGUUGGAAGCCUGCCUUUGUGGGUGAGGUCGUCUUCGUCAAAUGCCCAGCACUCUUCACAAUGGUGAACUUCGAUGACGGCUGGGAUGUGAAUAGCUUGGCCUACGCACAACCAGGUGACCUCGAGCUCUUGGACAAUGCGGACGGAAUUCUAGGUGGAUCUGCGGAUUUAAAGGUUGUUGGUAGGAACUGCACUGAGGACGGCUGGUCAGAAUCUUUCCCCCAUUACUACGAUGCCUGCGGAUUUGACGAGAAUGACACUAUGGGAGAUUAUAACCAGGAUUACUACUACCUCUCGGUAAAGGCUCUGUACACAGUGGGCUACAGCACUUCCCUUGUGUCGCUCACCACUGCGAUGGUGAUCCUGUGCCGUUUCAGGAAACUGCACUGCACACGGAACUUCAUUCACAUGAAUCUCUUUGUCUCCUUCAUCCUGCGAGCCAUUUCGGUCUUCAUCAAGGAUGGAGUUCUGUAUGCCGAACAGGACAGCAACCAUUGCUUUGUCUCAACGGUGGAGUGCAAGGCCGUGAUGGUCUUUUUCCACUACUGCGUCAUGUCCAACUAUUUCUGGCUCUUCAUCGAGGGGCUGUACCUUUUCACCUUGCUGGUGGAGACUUUCUUUCCGGAGAGGAGAUACUUCUACUGGUACACCAUCAUCGGCUGGGGAACUCCUACCAUUUGCGUCACCAUCUGGGCUGUCCUUAGACUUCACUUUGAUGAUAUUGGCUGCUGGGACAUGAACGACAACACAGCCUUGUGGUGGGUGAUCAAAGGCCCUGUGAUUGCAUCAAUAAUGAUCAACUUUUUGCUUUUCGUGGGCAUCAUCAUCAUCCUGGUCCAGAAGCUCCAGUCACCUGAUAUCGGGGGCAACGAAUCCAGCAUUUACUUCAGCUGCGUUCAGAAAUGCUACAGUAAAAGCAGCAGGGCUAAUCAACACGCUUGCAGGAUGUCAGAACUGUCCACCAUUACCUUGAGACUGGCUCGCUCCACCUUACUACUUAUUCCACUGUUUGGGAUUCAUUACACAGUAUUUGCCUUCUAUCCAGAGAAUGUCAGCAAGAGAGAGAGGCUGGUCUUCGAACUGGGACUGGGAUCUUUCCAGGGCUUCGUGGUUGCUGUACUCUACUGCUUCUUGAAUGGGGAGUUUCUCCCUAAAGGUGCAAUCAGAAAUAAAGAGAAAAUGGAGGAGCUGGAAAGUCAACCGGUACUUUGCUGUGGAUUUCAAACACCGCCACCCCUCCCUAGCAAGCAGCGGUGUGAACGGGGGGACGCAGUUGUCCAUUCUGAGCAAGAGCAGCUCACAGAUUCGAAUGUCGAGCAUAAAUGCGGAGAACCUGGCGACAUGAGCGGAUAAGCAGUCUUCCUUCCCCUCCCCAAACUGGGGGGGGGGAGAGAGAGAAAAGCUCCUUUCGGAAAGAAAACAACAUCAACAACAAAAAGGUCAUAAUUAAUUUUGGUGGUGUGGGGUGGUUGUGUCUGUCUCUGUGUUUUGUUUUAAAAGAAAAAAAAAUCCACCUCCCUUUUAAAAAAGAAAAGAAAGAGAGAGAGAGAGAAACAAAGUUGUUCUGGAAGCACGACACGUCAUCCCUGAUGGGUGGAAAAUAAGGCAUUGGAGAGGAUUGUAAAUAUGCAACUGAGAUCAUCCGGACCAAAAAAGAAAAAGAAGAAGAAGAAGACGUUCAACUCAUCCACCAUCUCAGCAAAUUGCAAAUAAUUCCAUUGUUGGCCUGGCAUUUUUGGUGAUUGUUCUCUGUCCCAUUGUGAAUUUUGAUUGCCAAGCUGAUACCUGCGAAUGAACCAUAUACAUUCAUCUCCAAUGCAUCUCUCUCUGUCUUGGGCCAGUCUCCGCAUCCUCUUUCAUGACAUAGAAUGUAGCCUAAAUUUUUCGGUGGAUGCACUACCAGCCUCGAUGAGGUGAUGGUCGAGGUGGAUCCCACCAGAGGCUGCCCAAGUGUGAGGCAUCCCCAUGAGGUUGUGCAGAACUGCGCCAUGUGGACAGCAGCCACUCGAUGGAUGGGAAAGCCAUGCCAAGCAAAAUGGAGCCAACCGGUGUAUUCCGUCCUCCAGGAAUGUAUUAGAAAGCUUAUGUUAUGCUGUGAAUUUUCUAAAAGGGCCGUCCAAGUUAAGAUAGAGCUAUAUUUUUGAGGUUGAUUGGGGGGUGGGUUAUUUUUUUAAAAAAAGUGGAAAAUAUCUAUCUAUAUAUCCCCCACAUUAAGUCUACAUGAAUUCCUUGAAGGUCACUUCCUCCGGACUACAUGCAAAACCUUCUCCAUUGACACAUUUCCACAAAAAUAAGGAUGUAACUGGUGGUUGUGACCCCCAACAGCACAGGUUCGUUGUGUGCCGCACAAUGUGCGGGUCUUUUUGCUGCGCCAGGGUUCACGUCGAAAGGGCUAGGCCAUUUUUGUGGAUUGUACAUAGCUAAAACAGGGGGGUCCAUUUGGGUGGGUCCAAGACCCAAUGCUGUGGCGAAGAAAUAAUAUAGACUUUGGAAGUGGGGAAAGUUGUCUUUAGAUUGAGAUACUUCCCGUCCCGCCAGGGGAGAGUUUAGUUCGUUUAGGAAAUCAUUAAUGCCUUCAAUAUAGGUUCGAGUGGGGAAUUUCUUCUUUGCUCCCGCCUUCUAGUCAGAGCCACAACUGAAACAUAGCUACUUCAGCCGAAUUAAAACAAUGAUGUCAAUUCUCAGGAGACUUUGUGCAAAGCAUGAAGGCCUCUGGACUUUUUUAUUGUUCCUCUGUGGAUUGUACGAGCCUAUCUUAGAUGUUUCAGAUCCUCUCUAAUCUUUUAAUGUGAGUGUGUGAGCUUGCCUGUGUGUGUACAUUAGAGGGGGGGGGGGAUAUAUUGCUAUUUUGUUAAUGAAUGCAAGCUGAGGCCAAGAAAGUUGCAAUGAAAGGGCUGGUUCUUUCUCCUCCAUUUAAAUGAAUGGGUUUUUUAAAAUAAUAAAAUAAAUAAAGUGUUUCAGUGGGGGUGGAGGAGAAGAAGUGGACCAUAAGCUGGAGCAGGGAGGGGUUGGGGAAACUGACUCCACAGAUGUUGCUGGACUACAAUUCCCAUUGUUCCCAACCUGCCUGAGGUUGAUGGGAGAUGGAAUCCAAAAACAUACAGAUGAUCAUCUAGAACAUAUAGAGGGCCAUAGCCUCCCCAUCCCUGAGCUAGAGUUUGGUCCGUAUAUGUUGAGCAGCACAAUCUGCUCCUUCACCUUACAUUGGGGAAGGGCUGUAGCUCAGUGGUAGAGCAUCUGCCUUGGAAGCAGAACAUCCCGGGUUCGAUCCCCAGCAUCUCCUCGGCAUCUCCAGGUAGGGCUGACAGGGACCCCCUUGCCUGAAAUCCCGGAGAGUCGCUGCCGCACAGUGUAGACAACACCGAGCAAGAUGGAGCAAUGGUCUGACUCAGUUCAAGGCAGCACCCCAUUUUCCCGUGUCCCUAAUCUCAUGCCAUGCAUGGACCAGUUUGUCAGCUUCAAGACACACGGUCGCUGCCAUCUUGGCUCCAGUGUGCAUGGAGAAGCUGCAGGAGAAAUAAGCUUUGCACACCUUGUGAGUCGGGAUAUCCAGCACAGCCCUCUGGCUAAGCAAGGAACAGCCGCAGUGGUGCCCUCUGGGUGUUAAUGGACUACAUUGACCAUCAUCCUUAGCCAUUGGCUGUGCUGACUGUGCCCACUGGGCAUUGUAGUCCAAUCAUACUUGGAGGGCACCAGGUUAGCUGCUACCUCUGGGCUAGACCAUGUAUGGUGGCCCAUCAGGUCCUCCACAACCUUGUCCCUCCCUUGUUUGGCCAGGUGGUGUAGCAAGUCCCUUUUGGCUCAGUGGGUCACCAGUUGUGUUGAGAACAAUGCAUGAGUUCCCUUCGGUGUCAGAGAGAGCUUGGCAUAAACACUCCAUGCGCCCAUGCACAGCCUUCUAAUGGCAUCAAAGGGGAAAGGGAAGCCCCAAUUAGCACUGAGUUCUCUGGGUUUCUGGAAAGGGUAGCCACCGCUUCGGAGCCUCGGCUGCAAGGCCACUGCCAUCUCCUCGCUGCCACCCCCCAACCCACCAUUACAAAUGGGACGGUUAUCACAGGCUGAAAGCUACCUGCUUGCAGAUCUUUGCGUAGCACCUAACAGAUACCUCUAGCUGCCGGCUUAAGAGGUGGGUUGGACACUACCUCAUGGUAAUUGUAGCCAUCACAUCUUAGCAGAGCAACCAUGGGGUGAAACAAAACUGACUGGGAUCCAGAAGGCUGAUGACCCAUUUGACCAGCCCUGGGGGGCGAGAGAAGCAAAGGCAUAAGGGGCUCUUCCCCUUCCAAUGACUGGAUCGUGGCCACUGCGUACAAAAGCUCCUUUUCCUUCUUUCUGGAUUUUGUUCACUUACGUCGUGAUGUUGUUUGAAAUGUAUUUUUUAAAAUAUAUAUCUAUAAAUAGUUUGUUUGUUUUUUUAAAAAAAUAAGCAAAUGGAUGUAUCCAUUUAGACCAGGGGUCAGCAACCUUUUUCAGCCAUGGGUCAGUCCACUGUCCCUCAGACCAUGUGGGGGGGCUGGACUAUAUUCUGAAGGGGGGGAAAUGAAUGAAUUCCUAUGCCCCACACAUAACCCAGAGAUGCAUUUUAAAUAAAAGCACACAUUCUACUCAUGUAAAAACACUCUGAUUCCUGGACCAUCCGCGGGCCGGAUUGAGAAGGCGAUUGGGCUGCAUCCGGCCCCUUAGGUUGCCGACCCCUGAUUUAGACUGUAUUCACAUGACAGUUUAUUCUGCUUUCAUUAUGUUUCCCUAACUGUUAAUUAUAUUUGAGCUUUCACAUGAUGUGAAAGCCACUUCCAGGAAUACAGAAUAAGUUUAAUGCUCAUUUCCAUGUUAUUUGCAAAUAGAUUUUUUUUCCUGGAAGUAAGUAACAGGGAAAUGAGCACCAAAGCCGCACUAUACUCCACGAUAUUUCUGAAAUUGAAAGCUCAUUCUGUAUGGAAGCUCAUGCGGAAUGAAGAAAUUAACAGUUAGGGAAACAUCAGGAAAAUGGAAUAGACUGCCAUGUGGAUUUAGCAUUGUGUUUUAUUCCUGGAAGCAGCUUUUGAAGCUCAAACGUAAUGUGAAAAUUAAGUUAGGGAAACCUCAUGGAAAUGGAAUAAAGACGGCUUCCUACCUUUCUACCUGGACUGGGUUCAUGCUCCACCAAGUCACAAAGAAGUUUUAAAUCACUGCAAAAUUGGCAGUUCAUUCUAAACUGUGAAUGAAAGCCACAGUUAUUUCUUUCAGGUGGAUCUCAGAUCUGUUCCCAGCUGUGAUGGUGCAUGGGACAAAAAAAGAGAUCCUGUAAGUAAUAAACACAAUUGAUAUCAUCCAGAGCUUCUUGCUCACUAUGAUGCAUGCAUAGCGACUUGCCCAUUUGCUUCAGUAGAGGGGCUAGUUCUGAGAGUCCAUCCCUGGUUUUGCACAGAUGGAUCCAUCCCUUCCAUGGAGGUAAAACGAGAAGCCCUUGCAUGCAGGAGUUCUGUGCCUGCUUCUGAGCUUCUGCACCAAACAACUGAAAUUGUCAAGAUUCCAGAACUGGCAACGAAGCUAAUUCCAACAGUUCCAUAGGAUCUCCCAGAUUCAAUGGACUGGAUGUUUGCCCAUAAGCCACAACCAGUCAAUUGCACUGGUAUCAAGGGGUUAUUUUGCUCGGAUUCCACGGGGAUCAGUGCAGCAAAUUGCCAGGGGUCCAUUGAGAAGAAUGGAGGGAAUGGCCAAGGUUUUGAAGGUGUUGAUGGAAGCAAUAGCCCAGGUUUCAUCGAGUGCCAAAAGAAAAUGUUGCCAGGGUUGAAUGGCGGUCUGUGUAGCAUAGGCACCAGUGGAGGAAAAAGGUUCCAGUUCCAUUAGCACCCAUGGAGAACGUGGCCCAGAUUGUAUCUCGGAGAGACUGCAAAGACCUUAUGGCUUGCUUAGGACAACAGGCAGGUAAGGUCAAACUCAAAGCAAAGGUGAAAUUUGGCAAAGGGAAGGAGUGAUGUCAUUGUCACUGCUGGUUCUGCAUGUAAGCUGGCUAUCUUCUGGUGUUGUCAAAAGUUCGGUGCAUCUUCAGCAUUCUUCAAAAGAUGUAUAAUUAAGAUGUCAGAUACAUCUCUUUGCCCUGACUUUUGACACCCGAGACUCAUUUUUUCUAGAUCUUUGAAUGCAAACUCUUACCAGAUUUGUUUUUCCCAUGCCAGGGCAUGAACAAAGACACUUUUGAAACGAUCACUUCUCUCAAUUUUGUGUCGCAACCCAUGUCCACAAAUGGGGGCAUACCAGUCAAAAGAGCAUGCAAAAAUAUGAUAGCGACAACAGCAUACGAAAUUGCAUUUCAUGUAAUAGGCUGGAAUUUCAAUAACUAUCUGUACUUGAGGAGAAAUGGGUGCAAAAAAAAGUGUUUAUGGAUUUUCAUAUUCUGAUAUGGAAAUGGAGCAAACUGAAUUUAAGAUUAGAAGAAUAAGGAACUGGUAGGAAAUGAAAUUUACUACCCAUCCCUAGGGGCAACUAGAGAAGAGGGACAUCUGGGUGGAUGUACUUGGUGUCAGAAGUGGGUCGCAGCCAUUACGAUGCUCUGAGCUGCACUGGGUGGCUGGAUCUAGCCACCAGUGAAAUUCCCCACAGUGUCUGAUUGUGACGCUGUGUUGGUGGCAAAUUGUGGGAAAUUUAAACCCAGCUGACUGGUGUUGCUCAGAGUGUCAGGCUGGAGGCGGCAAUGCUUGUGAAUUCCAGUUGCUGGGAGCCACAGGAGACAAGAGAGGGCUCUUGUGCUUGAAUCCUGCUUGCGGGUUUCCCACAGGCACCUGGCCAGCCUCUGUGACAAGAUGCUGGGCUAGAUGGACCUUGGGCCUGAUCUAGCAGGCUUUUCUUAUGUUCUUAAAAUACUGUAGAAACAGGGGAGGCAUAUCCGUGAAGUCUCUGGUUACUGGGGCCCAGCAGCUGCCUAGGGAUUCUUGCGAUGUCUGCGACAAGGGGCUACUGCUUGGCAAGUUUGGUCUGUCUCCUUCAUAGGAGGAGGACCUACACAUCCAUCCUCUCUAGCUUUCUCAGUUGUUGGAGGGAGUUCUACUGGAUUCCAAACAUCUGUGUCAACAGCAGCAGUAACUAGUAGCCUGGCCGGCAGGAGGACAUUGUCAAGACUCCCUUGGCAUCACCGGAGCAAAUUGCCAAAACAAAAACCCCGUCAGCACCAAACAGGCAAAGCUCCUUUGAUGCCCCAGUGGAGAACGCUCUUGAGUGUCAAGCUGAACUGCACCAAGGAAGGAACUGCCUCCAGGGCAGCCCAUUUGUUUGGCUUGGGUUUUGAAGGGGAAAGAUGAAAUGCAAGGCCUUGUCCUGAAUGAGGCCAGUUAGCCACAGGAACUCCAGGGAUGGGAGGCCAGGCAAGGCCAUGCCCUGCUGACCUCUCCCAUUGCGCAGGUCUUCCACCACUUGUGUUGGUGGAGCAAUUCAGUUGAACGAAAGGACAGGAGAGGUUUCCAUCACCACUCUUCCCAGUGAGCCCCUGAGCCAGUCAAAUUUGGAAGAAUUUCUUCUGUGACCUCAAUGAAAUUGUCACCCCAAUUUUUCCAGCCAGACAGUAGGACCACAGCAGUGUACUGGCAGUUCCAGUUCAGGCAUCCCCAAACUUCAGCCCUCCAGAUGUUUUGGACUACAAUUCCCAUCUUCCCCGACCACUGGUCCUGUUAGCUAGGGAUCAUGGGAGUUGUAGGCCAAAACAUCUGGAGGGCCGAAGUUUGGGGAUGCCUGAUCAAGAGUGACCAAAUAGUCAAUAAAUUGGAAAACACAAUGUGUUUUGGAGAUGGAGGGAUGGGGCUUUGUAUAUUGAAGCAGGAUGGAUUCUUAAUGGUUGAGGUCACCCUACUCCAAGGUCACCCCUUUUACCUCUCUCUCUCUCCCCCAUAUUAAUGAAUGGGUGACCCUAUUAACAAAACAAAAAUGUUACAUCAAUUCUGGAAGAUGCUUAACCUCAGGCUUUUCUGAAUCUCCAAAGGAAAAAGAAUUUUUGGGCAAGCACCAUCGGUUUUGAUAGUAUUGCAUAAAUGAUAAAUAGAAAUGUUAAUGUCCAGAACUGAGUGACUUUCUGGCAAGAAGUCACUGGGAGAUGACAGUGUCAAGCUGGAAGGCACUUUUAGAAGUGAGGGACAGAGAAAGUCCAGUGUCUGCAUAGGGGUGACUUAUUCUCAAGAAAGAGGUCUUUGCAAGAUGGCUUCCUCCAAGACCUGGUACACACAUAAUGCUAAGCCGUGGUUGGUUUAAGUCAAGGUUUGCUUAACAAACCAUGAGUUUGCCAAGAGUUGUGAAACAGACAACCCAACAAACCGUGGCUCGUUUCUCCUGCUUUCCAGCUGCUGUUGCCUCACCUUUGCACUCUGAAGAAUAUCUGGUUGCAAAACAUGGCUAAGGAAUGGUGCUGGGUUCUAACAUAAGGCCAAGCAAUAGUUUAAAACAAACCAGGGUUGUUAGACAACAGCAAACCAUAGCCUCAGAUUGUGUUUUGUUGGCAGGAAGCAAAUAAUAGUUAAGCAACUGGGCAGGAAUCACACAUAACACUAAUAACACAUUGUUUAAUAAACCAUGGUUGAGUGAUCUAUGUGUGGAUCAGGCCAAUGUCUGCUUUCAUAGAUGAUGUACAGACAGGAUCAUCUAAGACCCUGGGUGUCUCGGGAUUCCUCCUUUGAUGCUGAAGCAUCCAGAACCUAGAGGUUGACAAUAAUGGAUUACUAAACGAGCGUUCUCAACAUUUCCUGUUUAAUAGAAAAUGUGGAAACUUCAGUUUCUAGUGCCAUCCAUCUAAUGCCUUUCACCCGUGCCAAACGUUCUUCAAGAACUGGUUCUCUAUGUGUAUAUUAAAUUCCACUCCUGUACUACAAGCUCCCCACUUUCUACAAUUGUGUCCUUAAAGAGCUGACUCAUUUUGUGACCCUGUGCACACUUGCUUGAGGGUAAAGCCUCACCUGUUGCUUCUGAAGUGCUCAGGAUCGUGCCCUCUGAUACUUCCCAU
This is a messenger RNA of Zootoca vivipara (common lizard), 9832 nucleotides long. RefSeq names its product ADCYAP receptor type I (gene ADCYAP1R1). Lineage: Eukaryota; Metazoa; Chordata; Lepidosauria; Squamata; Lacertidae. Gene Ontology annotation, biological process: cell surface receptor signaling pathway; adenylate cyclase-modulating G protein-coupled receptor signaling pathway. Gene Ontology annotation, cellular component: plasma membrane. The record is from RefSeq and is a predicted model, not a curated record. Gene Ontology annotation, molecular function: G protein-coupled peptide receptor activity; peptide hormone binding; vasoactive intestinal polypeptide receptor activity.